Molecule: messenger RNA, 1090 nt
Organism: Trichoderma asperellum CBS 433.97
Lineage: Eukaryota; Fungi; Ascomycota; Sordariomycetes; Hypocreales; Hypocreaceae
Source: RefSeq, a predicted model, not a curated record
GCAUGUGGUAAUAAUAAUAUACAUGUAGUCCUGAAAACUCAUCGAUUAUUCUAAUGUAGGUGCUUGUAGGGCUCCAAAUCUACCCGGCCUUACCCGCGCUGUUUAAAAAUGAUUGCAAAAGCAUUGGUCAUAUGUUUAUCGAUAACAGGCCCCCUAAGUAAAACGCAAGACCAACCUUACCCAACGCUUACCGCAACAUAUCUACCGAUAAAGCAACAGAUGAUCCUACACUGGAGCGUGCUUUAAAUUUUGAGGCGAUGUCUUCUAGUUCCGGAGGCCGAGCGCCGAUGCUUACUGACUCUGGCAAAAAAAAAAUAGAUAUACUGCUCAGUAAUCUGCCUGGUGAUGAAGACUGGUUUAGGGAUGAAAGCGACGUUCAGGCACUGCGUGAGCGACUUACAAGUGCUCGAAUAUCUCGUGAAAUGAGAUGGUGCGAUAUUUUUAUAGAAUAUCAUAACUUAUUAGAGGAGCUUGUCGAUGGUUCGUUUGAAAAUGAGGCCCGCUAUUUAAUGAUUAUAAUAAUUGCUACGGGCGUGGUGGCAAUCGAGUCGGCGCCAAGACGGCACACCAACGAGCACAACCAACUCAAAGAGGUUGUGUACAGUGCGAUAAGACGAUGUUUCCGGAAGAUGGGAUCAGUAGGCAAAUUGGACAAUAAGUUUAUACAGCGACAUUUGGGCAGAGCGCGGGAUGGCACCCAGCUACUGAAGUCACUCGACUGUCAUCCUUUCUUUUCGCGUAUCUACGAGCUUCCAUAUCUAGUCCCUGUGAUGCUGUCGCUGUUUUUAAGUCUAAGUUAUAAGGGUAGCAAAGAUUACAUCAGACAAGAAAUACUGGCCAGAGCAUCAAUACCGCCUCAAAUUUGGGACUCAGCUAGUAUCUCUAUACCGGAUUUGGUGAACUCUAAUCUCAAGGGCAAAGUAAGGUGAGCUAAAUCACUCCAUGGUCAUGCUUUAGCACCGACUAACAUAAAACAUAGCCUUGCGGCAAUACACAACUUAUUGGACAAACCAGGCACUCGUCAAGUUGUCGCUGCAUUAGACGAGUUUUGGCUUAUUGGAUAGUCAGAUAGGACAAAGCGAAUAUUUCC